Sycon ciliatum is the source of this 3248-nucleotide messenger RNA. Its product is annotated as sushi, von Willebrand factor type A, EGF and pentraxin domain-containing protein 1-like. The coding region runs from base 213 to 3248 and encodes 1011 amino acids. The transcript is spliced from 18 exons. The record is from RefSeq and is a predicted model, not a curated record. Lineage: Eukaryota; Metazoa; Porifera; Calcarea; Leucosolenida; Sycettidae.
UCAAGUGUACAGUACCUGAUAUCACAGAUGGGCUGAAAACUGCAGCACAGAUAUCUUUCCAGCAAACAGUCACAUACUCAUGCAAAGUUAACCAUGUGCUUUUUGGAGAUGCCCAACCGACCUGCCAGGCUGAUCGCUCAUUGACAACACCCACCUGCAAAGAUUGCAACAGACAAGCAAGUGAUCAUAUUUCGAAAAUAAUCGCCAAUGGUAUGGUUAAGUGCAACAAUGGAUAUGAGUAUCUGGCUAAUCAACCAGUGUGCAACGGCAGUAACCAGGUUUCAACAUGCACACCUGUCAAAUGUGCCGUACCUAAUAUUACAGAUGGGCAGCAAACUGCAUCACACAUAUCGUUCCAGCAAACAGUAACAUACUCAUGCAAUGCUCAUCAUGAGCUAGUUGGAGAUGCCCAACCGACAUGCCAGGCUGAUCGUUCAUUGACAUCAACACCCACCUGCAAAGCUUUCGACUGCCUUGUUCCUGUGAUACCGGAUGGCCGGCCAAGUUCCUCAGGAUUGAACGCUAAUGAAUCUGCCGUAUAUUCAUGCAACAACGGGUACUUCCUGUUGGGCAAUCCCUCGAUUACUUGUAAUGGCAUCGGCCGUUUGAGUACCAGUGAAACGCCGUCAUGCUAUCCUUCACCGCCGACCGAAUACCGUUAUUGUCAGCGAACUAGUAGUAUAAUUGUGUCAUCAUACAAUCGGCUGAACUACAGUUUUGCAAGCCAGCUCUGCAGACUGUAUACGGGAAUGAUUAUUUCCACACAGUCGGUUUCUGAUGGGUGCGCCCAUCGCGGAAUGGAGCUCCCCCUUUAUGCCUGGAUGGGCUUGCCGGCCAACAAUCAGGCCAUGUCGAUAAACGCUUACAAAUAUGAUUUAGAUGUGAAGCUGUCUGCUACAUGCGAAAUACCUUGCCUCCCAAAGCGAUAUGAUCAAAUGCAAUCUACCGCGAUGCCUAGCAAUAUCAGUUGCCGAUAUGAUGAGCUGAGCAACAGCAGAGCUUGCCAGGUGGCCAAAGGUCGAACAAGCAUCAGCAUUCUAGGCCUCGUAACCAACUACACAGUAAGCCUAGAGAUAUGCCGGUUCUAUAAUGGAUCCAUUCUCUCUGAGUCCUCCUUCCAAGCUGGGUGUGCUUCGGGCUUGACAAGUCAAGAUUUAAUUGCCUGGGUAGGCUCACCAGAUGAAAAAGGCAUGUUGUCAGAUACUGCUGGUAACAAGGUUCAACAAGCUGUAGAUCGCUACGUCGUAUGCGACAUACCUGUUCACUGCUCCGUCCCUACCAUUGCGAAUGGCUUUGUCAACGGGUCUGAGAUUCAAUGGACAGAUCGUGCUACAUAUUCCUGCAAGCAAGGUUAUGGUAUAGUGGGAGAUGCCACUCCAAUGUGCACGGAGCAUGGAACUCUAUCCUCAGUCCCCUAUUGUAGGGCUUUCGACUGCCUUGUUCCUGUGAUACCGGAUGGCCGGCCAGGUUUCUCAGGAUUGUUCGCUAAUGAAUCUGGCGUAUACUCAUGCAACACCGGGUACUUCCUGUUGGGCAAUCCCUCGAUUACUUGUAAUGGCUUCGGUCGUUUGAGUACCAGUGAAACGCCGUCAUGCUAUCCUUCACCGCCGACCAAAUACCGUUAUUGUCAGCAAACUAAUAGUAUAAUUGUGUCAUCAUACAAUCUGCUGAACUACAGUUUUGCAAGCCAGCUCUGCAGACUGUAUACGGGAAUGAUUAUUUCCACACAGUCGGUUUCUGAUGGGUGCGCCUAUCGCCAAUUGGAGGGUCCCCUCUAUGCCUGGAUGGGCUUGCCGGCCAACAAUCAAGCCAUGUCGAUUAACGCUAGCAAAUAUGAUUUAGGGGUGAAGCUGUACGCUACAUGCGAAAUACCUUGCCUCCCAAAGCGAUAUGAUCAAAUGCAAUCUACCGCGAUGCCUAGCAAUAUCAGUUGCCGAUAUGAUGAGCUGAGCAAAAGCAGAGCUUGCGCGGCGGCCAAAGGUCGAACAAGCAUCAGCAUUCUAGGCCUCAUAACUAACUAUGCAGUAAGCCUAGAGAUAUGCCGGUUCUAUAAUGGAUCCAUUCUCUCUGAGUUCUCGUUCCAAGCUGGGUGUGCUUCGGGCUUGACAAGUAAAGCUCUAAUUGCCUGGGUUGGCUCACCGGAUGAAAAAGGCAUGUUGUCAGAUACAGCUGGUAACAAGGUUCACCAAGCUUCAGAUCGCUAUGUCGUAUGCGACAUACCUGUUAACUGCUCCGUCCCUACCAUUGCGAAUGGCUUUGUCAACAGGUCUGAGAUUCAAUGGACAGAUCGUGCUACAUAUUCCUGCAAGCAAGGUUAUGGUAUAGUGGGAGAUGCCACUCCAAUGUGCACGGAGCAUGGAACUCUAUCCUCAGUCCCCUAUUGUAGGGCUUUCGACUGCCUUGUUCCUGUGAUACCGGAUGGCCGGCCAAGUUCCUCGGGAUUAUUCGCUAAUGAAUAUGCCGUAUACUCGUGCAAUACCGGGUACUUCCUUUUGGGCAAUCCCUCGAUUACUUGUAAUGGCUCCGGUCGUUUGAGUACCAGUGAAAAGCCGUCUUGCUAUCCUUCACCGCCGACCGAAUACCGUUAUUGUCAGCAAACUAAUAGUAUAAUUGUGUCAUCAUACAAUCUGCUGAACUACAGUUUUGCAAGCCAGCUCUGCAGACUGUAUACGGGAAUGAUUAUUUCCACACAGUCGGUUUCUGAUGGGUGCGCCGAUCGCGGAAUGGAGCUCCCCCUUUAUGCCUGGAUGGGCUUGCCGGCCAACAAUAAGGCCAUGUCGAUAAACGCUCACAAAUAUAAUUUAAAUGUGAAGCUGUUUGCUACAUGCGAAAUACCUUGCCUCCCAAAGCGAUAUGAUCAAAUGCAAUCUACCGCGAUGCCUAGCAAUAUCAGUUGCCGAUAUGAUGAGCUGAGCAACAGCAGAGCUUGCCAGGUGGCCAAAGGUCGAACAAGCAUCAGCAUUCUAGGCCUCGUAACCAACUACACAGUAAGCCUAGAGAUAUGCCGGUUCUAUAAUGGAUCCAUUCUCUCUGAGUCCUCCUUCCAAGCUGGGUGUGCUUCGGGCUUGACAAGUCAAGAUUUAAUUGCCUGGGUAGGCUCACCAGAUGAAAAAGGCAUGUUGUCAGAUACUGCUGGUAACAAGGUUCAACAAGCUGUAGAUCGCUACAUCGUAUGCGACAUACAAACGGCUGCCACUAGCCAACAUUUCUCCCGGUUUAUUGGACCCACUCUGAUUGAUAACACAUAG